AUGGAUGAUCCUAUUGCAAAAGAGAUAACCCCUACAAAAAUAAGUGAUACGGAGAAGAGAAUCAUUUAGUAUCUAGAGGAGGAGUUAUUGUUGGAUCAAUUCACAGAUCCUCAGUUAAAACAAAUCAACUUUGAGUUGUCCAAGAAAAAAACCAUUUUCUCAUUUAAAUCUAUGGAUUCUGACACUGAAAUCUCCGAAGCCACUUCUUGUUCAACAAUCAAGAGCAGCAAACUACAUUUGUGUAAGUCUCCAUUGUUUAGAAGAAGACUAAGCACAUUAGUUUUAGACUAGUUAUCUUGAUAUUGUAUUAUUUAACGUAAUUUCAAUCUCUAUGCUUGAAGAAA
Messenger RNA from Paramecium tetraurelia, 344 nucleotides. RefSeq lists its product as uncharacterized. NCBI's taxonomy places the organism in Eukaryota, Ciliophora, Oligohymenophorea, Peniculida, Parameciidae. The record is from RefSeq and is a predicted model, not a curated record. The transcript has a single exon.